CUCCGCCCCGCGCCGCCCGCCAGCGGGGUCAGGGGUGGGUCCCUUGAGCCCGCCCUCUCCGCUGUCCGAUUGGCCGAGCCGCCUGUCAGUCACAGCGCGCGCCCUUCGCCCCUGUCCCGGCCCGGUUCGGCCCGUUCCAGGCGGGCGGCGCGACCGGGGCAGCCAUGGAGGACGAGGCGGUCAGCGGGGCGCAGCUCAUCGCCCAGGCCCUCAGGGCCCAAAAUAUUGAAUACAUGUUUGGCAUUGUUGGUAUUCCAGUCACUGAAAUUGCAAUUGCAGCCCAGGCAGCUGGAAUAAAAUAUGUUGGAAUGAGAAAUGAGCAAGCUGCCUGUUAUGCUGCAUCUGCAGUUGGAUAUUUGACUGGCAGACCAGGAGUAUGUCUUGUAGUGUCUGGUCCAGGCUUCUUACACACCCUUGGUGGGAUGGCAAAUGCAACCAUUAACUGCUGGCCUUUGAUUGUUAUUGGCGGUUCUUCUGACAGAAAUCAGGAAACCAUGGGAGCUUUCCAAGAAUUCCCACAGGUUGAAGCUGGCAGGCUGUACAACAAGCUGUCUGUCCGCCCAAGCAGCCUGGAAGUUAUUCCUGCUGUUAUUGAAAAGGCUGUAAGAACCAGUAUGUAUGGUCGUCCAGGUUCCUGCUAUAUUGACAUACCCGGGGAUUUUGUGAAUCUUCAGGUGAAUAAGAGCUCUGUCAAGUACACAGAAUGCUGCCUGCCACCUCCCAUCAGCAUGGCUGAACACUCUGCUGUAUCCAAAGCAGCCUCUGUCAUUGCUCUUUCCCAGCAGCCUCUGCUCAUCAUUGGCAAAGGUGCUGCUUAUUCACAUGCUGAAAACAACGUCAGAAAGCUGGUGGACCUUUGUGGACUGCCUUUUUUGCCUACACCAAUGGCAAAAGGAGUAGUUCCUGAUAACCAUCCAAAUUGUGUAGCUGCAGCAAGAUCAAUGGCAUUACAGCAUGCUGAUGUAAUCAUCUUGCUUGGUGCAAGGUUGAAUUGGAUUUUGCAUUUUGGUCUUCCACCAAGGUAUCGACAGGAUGUAAAGGUUAUUCAGAUUGAUAUUUGUGCAGAAGAGCUGGGGAAUAAUGUAAGGCCAGCUGCAACUUUAUUAGGUGACAUAAACGCCGUGACUGAGCAGCUCUUAGAAGAAUUCAACAGAAGAUCAUGGAAAUAUCCUUCUAAUUCAGAGUGGUGGCAGAAGCUAAGAGAGAAAAUAAAGAACAACGAGGAAAGAUCGAAGGGAUUAGCACUGCAGAAAUCUCUGCCUAUGAAUUAUUAUACAGUCUUUCAUCACAUCAGAGAACUGAUACCCAAGGACUGCAUUUUAGUAAGUGAGGGAGCAAACACCAUGGACAUUGGACGGACUAUGCUUCCAAAUUUCUAUCCCCGGCAAAGGCUUGAUGCAGGUACUUUUGGAACCAUGGGAGUGGGGCUGGGUUUUGCCAUAGCAGCUGCCAUGGUAGCCAGGGACCGCACACCUGGAAGGCGAGUUGUCUGCAUAGAAGGGGAUAGUGCUUUUGGAUUUUCUGGAAUGGAAGUGGAGACUAUCUGCAGAUACAACUUGCCAAUCCUGAUAAUUGUAGUAAACAACAAUGGGAUUUACACUGGUUUGGAUGCAAAUUCCUGGGAGCAAAUCUUAAAGUUUGGUGACCUUGCUACAUGUGUACCUCCUGUUUCUCUCCUGCCAAAUGCACACUAUGAGAAAAUUAUGUCUGCCUUUGGAGGUAAAGGAUACUUUGUUAAAACACCAGAAGAAUUGCAGAAUGCUCUGAAAGCAAGUGUGGCUGACAAGCAAACACCUUCUCUUAUAAAUGUAAUGAUUGAUCCACAAUCUGAGAGAAAGAAACAGGAAUUUCCCUGGCUGACUCGUUCCAACCUGUAGUAGAAGAGGAAGAUGAUGGUGGUGCAAGGCAUCAUGUUAAACAAAACUGAGUUGUUUUCUGGAAGUGCAACUGAUACAACUGUAUUUGCAUAAGCAUUGGAACAAAGUGGGAUUUUAGAACUGCUGUUAGAGGAAUCUUUAAAUGCUGAAAUUAGGUAAUUGUAAAAUGAGAAAGACACAUAUGAAAUGUAUAUCAGGCCUUCAAACAGAUUGUACACAAACGCUAAUGAUAAAAUUAUAUACUUUUUCUUUUACUCAGAGUAAUACCCAUUAUCUGUGAAUUAAAAUCUUGAAUGUUCUGGAUGAACAGAAUAAGGUGAGGGUUUUAUGCUCUCUGAAACACAGAAGUGUUUGCCAGUCUGCAAUUAUAGUAGCUUGAUUUUUAACCAACCACACCACCAUUCUGCUUGUUAAAACCUUUGUCCUCUAAGGACCAAACUAAAGCAUCUUAUUGUGAAUAAUUCCUGAUUGACCUCAUUAUGCAUUGAAGCCUGUUGCAUUGGUCGUAGCUUCCUAAUUUUACAGAUUUUUCAUCUUCUUCUGUAUGUAGAAGUAGUGUAUUAAAAAUGCAAACUUGCUCAAGGGCUAAGCUUCUGUCUACUGAAUUUGUUUUUACUAACUGGAACUUAUGGUGUUUGUAGGAAAAGCAAACCCUGGAUUUUUGUUUGAAGCUUAGCUCUUCACAAACACCACCAUGUCUGUAGGCUGAAAACAUGGCGUUAUUUAUUAGUGAGAUUUCCAGUAUUAAUAGAUUGUAAAUCUUUAUAAUCAGAAGCAUUAUAAAUAAAACAUUACCAUCACCAUCACUGAAAUAUCAACAGUGACACCAUCAAAAAGACCACAAAGAAAACCCGAAAAACCCAAAUGAAAACCAAAUUUUUAAAAAUCCCUCACCAGAACAACAACAAUAAAAACUAUUAGACUGGAGCAUAAUGUUAAUUUUGGAUGGCAUCACAAAGCAACCACCAGUGUUUGUGCUGUGGCUGGCUAAUUGUACAACAAAGGUUCUUCCUGUAACUGCAUGGAGGCCUAGAGUCCCACCUGCACUGUGAUGCAGAGGUGACAUUUGAAGCAGAUAUUUGGCCUGCCUUGUAUUCUGUCUACUGUGUUUUCAUUUGUUGCUGCAUCUGACAAUCUGACUUAGAGCUCAGACUUUAGAAAUUAAGUAGCUCUUUGUCUAUGCUUCUGUCAUGGCCUACAACAGUUACUAUGCAGGAUACUCUUAAACAGAUUACUUUAUAUUUGCAUCUGAUCUUAAAUGCGAGGUUCUUUGUUGUUACAUGCACAGAAGGGAAUAUUCUGUCUCUGAUUUGGGUUUUGCUUGCCUUAUUUUCUAUUAUUCCAUUGUCAGUAAGUGUUAGUUAUCUAGUGGAAAGCACUUGAUGACCUAAGGAAAGAAAGCACUGAGCUGGCAGGGGAUUGUGGCCUGCAGUCAGGUUUGUUCCAAAAGGCUUGGCUUAUUGGGUCUGGCACUUUGGUUUGGGUCUGGCCCAAGGCCAUGGGUUACUGUUAGGCAGAGGAAUGUAGGAAUUUCUCUGCACACUGGUACGGGAAGAUAAUAUCUGAAAGAAAUAAUAUCCAAAAUAAUCUGAAGUGCAAAAGGAUAAAAUCCUAGAAUGAAUACAGCUCACAAAAAAAUGUUAGGUUGCUGAGUUGCUGUGUUCUCUGGGAUACUCUGCAAGGAAGGUGGAACAAUGUUGAAUCUUGACAUUAAUUUUGUUUCAUUCUUCUUGUCUCACAAAUUCAUUUUGAUAUGUUUCUCUGAUUAAACACAACCCGUUAUUAUGAUGUAAAAUAUCUGUAAGAGUUAAUGCUGGAACUGACCACAGGGGAGAUAAUUUGCGUUGGAUAACAAAUGUAGAAAAUACUAUUUUAUACUUGAAAAUUAAUAAA
Molecule: messenger RNA, 3770 nt
Organism: Camarhynchus parvulus
Lineage: Eukaryota; Metazoa; Chordata; Aves; Passeriformes; Thraupidae
Gene: HACL1
Product: 2-hydroxyacyl-CoA lyase 1
Exons: 17
Coding region: 165-1877 (570 amino acids)
Biological process (GO): fatty acid alpha-oxidation
Cellular component (GO): peroxisome
Molecular function (GO): thiamine pyrophosphate binding; magnesium ion binding; catalytic activity
Source: RefSeq, a predicted model, not a curated record